AUGUUUCCCUUACUACCUAAGGCCCCUAAUGCCUUAUACCUGACCCCCGUUGACUGUCCCCUGCACUGCCCAGCACAGAAACACCGUUUGGGAACACAUCCGUAUGUCUUGCUUGAAGUCCGCAAGCUGAAAUGCAGCCAUCCACGUAUCAACUGUGAAGAAACUGGUGAGGAGAGUAAUGGGGAAGAUCAUGAGGAGAGUGAUUGGGAAUAUAGUGAUGUUGGUGAGGCUAAAGAUGUUGAUAAAUCUACGAGCCAUGAUCACUUGGUCGAAGCUAUUGAUCUGUCUGCGAAGGAGAAGGAGGUUGUUCAAUUUGGCCCACCAAGAGGCCGUUGUCAGGCCAAGUCCGGUUCUAAUCAUCCUGAGCCCAUCACUGAAGAUGUCGAUAAAUCUACAAGCCAUGAUCAGUUGGUCAAAGGUAAUAUUUUGGUUGAAUUGACUUGUCUAAAUAUCAAUAUUUCUGGUCUUGCACCUCCUGAGCAGGAAGAACCUGUUAAUGGGUCUUCACAUUCUACAGGAGAUGCUGUCAUUGAGAAUGCUACCUCACUUCUGAAUGUCAGAUCCCCCUGUUAUGAUACUUUGGGCCCAAUUCUGAAAAAAAGUUGCAAAGUCCUAUUCUCCUGUGCGCACUUUGUCCCAGAACACAAUUAUCAUGUCUAUGUUUUAGAUCAGAAGCAGUGGUCUAUCAUGGGGUGUUACAAUGUUGUAGUUGAGGAUGAUGAGACUGCUGUUUGGGAGGAGGAUGAGACUGGUAAGGUGACACAUAUUCUUCUGGAAAAGGACCACAAGGAGGUGUUUGCCUCUGCAAUCUCCCCAUUGUUCCAUUGGCACUCUACUUCUAUUGGUUCUCACUCAGCAUCUGUUCCUCGUUGA
This is a messenger RNA of Laccaria bicolor S238N-H82, 873 nucleotides long. RefSeq lists its product as uncharacterized. The transcript has 14 exons. Lineage: Eukaryota; Fungi; Basidiomycota; Agaricomycetes; Agaricales; Hydnangiaceae. The coding region runs from base 1 to 873 and encodes 290 amino acids. The record is from RefSeq and is a predicted model, not a curated record.